Messenger RNA from Phalacrocorax carbo (great cormorant), 4735 nucleotides. Lineage: Eukaryota; Metazoa; Chordata; Aves; Suliformes; Phalacrocoracidae. The record is from RefSeq and is a predicted model, not a curated record.
GCCGAGCCGGGGCAGGCCGGGCGGCGGGGAGGCCGUGCUGUGCUGUGGGGAGCGGGUCCGGGGAACCGGGGCGGGCGGAACAGGGGCUGCGGGGGUGUGUGUGUGUAUUGUGGAAGCCCCGCUCGGAGCAGCCGGCGCGGCGGCUCCGGCAGGUGGCACUGGCCGCCUCCCCCGUUCCCCCCCCGGCCCGGGCUCCGCCGCCGCGCUCAGUCCGCCGGCGCCGAUGCUGCUGAGCGGAGCGGCGGCCGGCUCGGAGCGCGGCGGCGGCGGGGCGGGGGCCGGCGGGGCCCCGCAGUGUGUGGGCACCAUGGCCCGCUGGCUUCGGGAGCACCUGGGCUUCCGCAGCGGCAAACCCGCUCCCCCCGCGCCGCCCAAGCCCGACUACCGCGCCGGGCCGCCGCCGCAGCCGCCCCCGCCGCCCGGGGGCGCCGCCGAGCCGCUGGCCGCCGCCCAGCCCGACAUCGUGGCGGCGUACCGGCUGCAGAAGGAGCGCGACUUCGAGGACCCCUACAGCGGGGCGCCGCCGCCCGCCGCCCCCGACGGGCCCCGGUACGUCUCGCCCAAGCACCGGCUCAUCAAGGUGGAAGCGAUGGAGAAGGUGCCCGUCAGUCCUCCGCCGCCGCCGCUGACACCCGCCACCCCCAGCUCGCCCCCGGCUGGCCCCGAGCCGCCCGACGAGCCACCUCAGGAGCUGGCUGUCUUGGAGGACUACGCAGAUCCCUUCGAUGCGGCGCAGGUGGCUGGUAGCCAGGCAGGGCUGGAGAAGGUGAUGGAGAAUGAUGGAUACAUGGAGCCAUAUGAAGCCCAGAAGAUGAUGGCUGAGAUCCGCCAGAAGGGCUUACGGGAGGCUCCUGUGCGGCCGCUGCACCUCUACGACACACCCUAUGAGCCUGUGCUUGGUGGGCUGGACAUGGACAGUGACCGCCCAGCUUGCCCCAGGCAGUCCCGGCUGCCUGAGGAUGAUGAGCGGCCACCAGAGGAGUAUGACCAGCCCUGGGAGUGGAAGAAGGAGCGCAUCUCCAAAGCCUUUGCAGUUGAAAUCAAGGUCAUUAAAGACCUGCCAUGGCCACCACCGGUGGGACAGCUCGACAGCGGUGAAAGCCCCCUGGACGGUGAGUCCAGUGCCUCCGUCCCUCCGCAGCAUGGCCAGCCCAGCUAUGAAGACGCCAACGGUCCAUCGGAGGGGCUGGGGUACAGCCGCACCUCACCCUGCAGGGAGGAGAAGGCCAGGGCUGCCCUCAGGCAUGGCUCCAGCAGCCUCAAGAGCACGAAGACACUCAUCACUGAGCCUGGCCCUUUUGUUGGGGAGAGAAUUGACCCUGCCUUGCCCCUAGAGAGCCAGUGCUGGUACCAUGGGGCCAUCAGCCGGACGGAUGCGGAGACGCUGCUGAGGCUGUGCAAGGAGGCCAGCUACUUGGUGCGCAACAGCGAGACCAGCAAGAACGACUUCUCCCUUUCCUUGAAGAGCAGCCAGGGCUUCAUGCACAUGAAACUGUCCCGGACCCAAGAGAAUAAGUACGUGCUGGGUCAGCACAGCCCGCCCUUCGACAGCGUGCCAGAGAUCAUUCAUCACUAUGCCAGCCGCAAGUUGCCCAUCAAGGGGGCUGAGCACAUGUCCUUGCUUUACCCAGUGGCUAUCCGCACCCUAUAGUCCUCACCCACCAGGAGCCAGGCUUGAGGCUGGAUGCACCCGAAACUGGCCUGUCCACAGGGCCAAGCACUACCGUGCCAAGGACAGGCUCUGGACCAGCAGCCCAUGGGCAGCCCUCUGGGCACAGACGGCACUGUUGGGGAUUGCUGCAGCUGGACCCCUCAUCCCGCUCUCUCAGAGGGGCUCCUGUGCGCUGGUUUGCCUGCUGGGAUGGCCCCAGGGUGCUCCCUCAUGCAAAGAGCUGAGAGGGGCUCACUGGCUGCCCCCUGCCCUUGCCUGCCUCCAGGCAGAGCUUGGGAUGGAAGGACUGGAGCUGGGGCCUUGGAGAGGCCUGGAGGGGGCAAUGUGUGGGAAAAGGGGGAUACAUAAUCCGUUAACAGGCCUGAGGUGCCUCCAUGAGGGUGUCUGGCUCUGCUUACAGGACAGAAAAUGGCUGUGCCCGCAGCAUUACCAGGAGGGACUGGGCACCAUGAAUGAAGAGGGCUGCAAAUUCACUGCAACCUGAGGGAAACACCUCCAGCCCAAUGGAGCCUCCAGCUCUAUGUGGGCCCUCAUGUGUUGGAGGACGUCCAACAAGAUGGAGGAGCAGGAUGCAGAGCCAUAGCAAAGAGCCAGCCCACACCUUGACAUCAGGUCAGGGGAUGGAUGUGAUCUCAAAUGGGGCAGAUGCAAGCAGGUCCUGGGUCCUGUUUGGACCUGGGGAGGUCUCAUUUUUGAGAUUCCCACAGAAAGUAUUGGAAGACCCACUCUGGGUCUGGCUGGUGCAUUGAAUCCUCUGUGAUGUGAGCUGAUCAGGAUGUACACAGAAAAUUUGGAUUGAAUCUCUCUUGUAAGGGUAUUUUAGUGCUACCUUUUGCUGUCACAUGACUGAAAUGAGUGUUGUUUGGAAAUCAGAGGGGGGGCAGCUGUAUGACAGAGCUAGAGUGGUGACUGGGGGAUCCCCAUUCAUGAGGGUACUAACCCCAGGACCAACAAGGGCCUCAGCAACCUGAUAUAGUUUUGAGGUUAACCCUGUUGGGAGAUGAAGGUUGAUCAGAGACCUUUGUCUGUAGCAAUUCCCAAUCCAUGUGUCCCGGCAAUCCUCUGUUCUCUGUCCCUCUUCCCUGCAAGUGAAACAGCUGUCAUUCAUAGCCUGAUCUCUAGUCCCUUGCUAAGCCCUCCAUAAUCGCCAAGCUGUUUUAGCAUGCUGCAGGCCCUGAUAAUGAAUGAAGUAAGUUUGUUUCGUAAUUGGAUUAGCACUGCUGGGAACACUCUUGCAUGGCUGUCAGGGCUGAGCUGGCGUGGCCCCCAAGCCCUGUGCUGCUUCGUGUGGUUGUGGGCCAGCUUGGGGCUGCGCUUACUCCUGCACAGGACUUCACUGGCCAAAAGAUAUAGUCUUGCAGGAGGAAGGCAACCAAGAGGGGUGAAAGGCUGAUUCAGGGCAAAAUUUGAGCUUGCCUUCCUUGGAAGCUGGGGUGUGUUUGCUGGAACUCUUGUCAUAGUCCCUCAUGUCUCCCACCUGCUGGAAAUGAAGCACUUGGGUUAGAUUCAAGCCCAACAUCAGCCUCAUCGCCCACCCCAGCACAAGGCAUCAGGGCUCCUGAACACCUCAUAGGCUGGAGAGCAUCAUGAGUAACUGAUCCUUGUGGGACUGGGUAAAAACCUCAGAUGAGUGUAGGGUGUGGUCCACCAUCCAUGCCCCCUCCUUACCCCUCUGGCCUGGAGAAGUUCCCUUAAGCCCAGGCCUAAUGAUUAGUUUAAAACCCCAGGCCUAGCAGUGAUGCCUAAGUUGCUUGAAUGUCACUGAAAACACAGUGCCCUGUAUUCUGUCUCCCACCACAGCAAUCUGCAGAAGGAUCAAAUUACCCAAUAACUCAGCUGCCAAUGUUUAUAGCGAAGGAGAGAAAUUUGUUCCUGAUCCCUGCAGGCUACCACCAAAGCGUGCAGUGUAGCACAUACAUAGCAUGCACAUGCAUGUGGCACACACAUGGCCCAACUGAAUGCCUCCUUUGAAAUCUGCUCAUAAAGACCAAUGUGUCUGACACAAGGGGCAAGUUUCCGUUCCUAACGCAGAGACCACCCUUGCCCUGUCCCUUUGGUAUGCUUGCCCAGCAUCGUCUCAAAUCAGUUACUUGCUCCUGGUACCCUAUUUGAAAAUUGUCCCAAAGCAUCCAUACCUGGGUCCUGUUGCCUCCACCUCAUUUUCAGUCUACGCUUGUGAGCAGUUCUCUCCUUUUGUUCGCACAAUUUUGGAGGCACGUCUCCAAAACAGCAUGCUCGGGCAGAUCUCCCAGGUGAGAUAUUCCCAGUGUCUUGCUGGUGAUGUGGCUGUGUCCCUCCCAAAACUGAAUCCCAGGCAUGACGACUCCACACUCCCAGCCCUGCACUGCUUGCUAUUAACAUUAGUGGGGUCAUCCCAAUACUAGGGUAGAGGAAGAGUGCUAGAAGCAUCUCUUUGCUCAGAGACACCCUUUUUAAUACAAUCUAUCAUUUACUUGAUUAGCUGGUUCCUCCUCUGCUAUAUCCAUACCCAUACCCCUGACUUCCAGUAUUGGAAACUGGUUCAUACUGGGUGGCAAAUCAAACUCCUUCCUUAAAUCUAACCAGCCUAAAUGCCUGCAUCGCCUUGUCUAAGUUAAUUAUCAAAGAAAAAUCAUUACAUUACACUGAGACAAUGCAUCUGUGAUAAAUUCUGUUUCCAUUUGCCUUCCUCUCUUGAAUCUGGGUUUCCUUAAAAAAAAGCUCAGAAGGGGAUGAAAGUCUAUAUGUGUUUUAAUCCCUCUUUUCCCUUUUCUGGCCAUAGGAGGCACAUUUGCUGCAUUUGUUUGCUGUUUGAGUCACAUCAAGGUUAUCCUAAAUAUGGUCCUUCCUUCACAGUGAGGUGACCUUGCUCCUUUCCUCCCCAGUCUCAUGCAGCACCUCCUGGUUGACCCUCAUCUCAUGCAUUCAAAGUGUGUCCUCAUCUGGUGGUCCUGCCUCAGGAAUUCCCUGUCCUUCACGUCAUGCUCUGCCUGAUGACCUGCACAACUACAAGUCUUUCUCUUAUUUUCCAGGAUAAAUGUAUGCAUGCUGAAUUUUUCUCCAUUAAAUGGCAGCACACAGCAA